AUGAGGAUGACGUUCCCAAAUAUCAAAUAUGGCCUGCUGGUAGGGAUUGGGGGCGGCGUACCGACAACAACGGAACAUGGAAUGAUCCGUCUAGGACAUGUGGUCGUUAGUGAACCAACUGGUGUACACUCUGGAGCAAUACAGCAUGAUCAUGGAAAGGCGAAAUCGGGUCACUUUGAACGCAAAGGUUUCCUCGCACCGCCGCCAACGGCCCUUCUUAACGCUGCGCGGGAAGUGGCUGUCCGGCGCCAACGGAUGGAUUAUGAUCCAAUUUGGAAGAAUAUGGAGCGAAUUCAAACCAGCCGUCGAGCGCUUCGUCGCUUUAAGUCUCCUGGCGCCGCGCAUGACCAUCUCUACCCAUCAAAUUACACACAUAGUCAGCAAGGACUAUCGUGUGAAGAAGGUGGAUGUGACCCGAGGCAGCGUAUCGAGCCGUCGACGGAUGAGGAAGAUGGCUCUUUUAUAUCCGUACACCGAGGUACAAUAGCAUCUGGGGAGUUAGUAGUAAAGGAUGCUGAGAUGAGGGAUGAUCUGGCGCAGGAGCAUGGGGUACUAUGCUUCGAAAUGGAGGCAGCAGGAGCCCUUACCGAUUCCCAUUGGCAUGGGUACGCAGCAGCAGUAGCGGCCGCUUUUGCACGGCAGUUAUUCUUUCACAUGUCCAUUGAAGAGGCGCAUCGGAAUCCGAGUCCAAGACCAACCACUUUCGAGCUUCCACUUAACCUGUCCGAGAUAUCCGAAGUGACCCGAUUCGUUGCACGAGAAGAUCAGCUUAAGAGAGUAGAAGAGAUUCUCGACACAACUAUUGGACGCCGUACUGCCGUGGUGCAUGGGUUGGGUGGUAUUGGAAAGACGCAGCUAGCAAUCGCGUAUGUCAAAAGGAAUCGGUCUCACUUUUCGGCCACUAUCUGGCUAAAUGCAAGAGAUGAAACAGCGCUGAAACAGAGCUUUGCUCGCGCAGCUGAAUGGAUUCUACGCCACUACCCGUCUCUUACAUACAUUGCAAGUGCUUUGGAGAACCGAGACUUGGACGAAACGGUGAAGGCGGUCAAACGAUGGUUGGACGAGCCGACGAACGAUCGCUGGUUAAUCGUCUAUGAUAACUAUGAUAAUCCGUUAUUCGGCAACAAUACGGAAAAAGGCCUUCGCCACGCUUCAUACGUCGAGGCAGAUACAGAUAAAGAUGACGACAAAGAUCUCACAAAAGCUUUUGAUCUUCGAAAGUUCCUGCCCGAGACCGACCAUGGUGCCAUUAUUGCGACCACGAGGUCCUCUAUGGUAAAAGUAGGUCAGCCUGUUCACCUACGCAAGCUAGAGAAUAUAAAUGAUAGCCUCGAGAUCCUGGCUUCUGUUUCUGGUCGUGAAGACUUAAGACAAGACCCCGUAGCCACUGAUCUUGCGAGGCGGCUCGAUGGACUUCCUCUCGCCCUCGCAACGGCUGGCGCAUACUUAGAGCAAGUCUCUAUAAGCUGUACCGAGUACCUCCAGCUAUACCGAGAAUCAUGGCAACAAUUGCAAAAAGAGACGCCCCAGCUGGCGGCAUACGAUCAAACAUUGUACUCAACCUGGAAUCUCUCGUACCAACACAUUCAGCAACAGAGUCCAAUUGCAGCUAUGCUUCUCCGACAAUGGGCAUAUUUUGCUAGUGAAGACUUGUGGUACGAGCUACUGAAAGAUAGCGGCCCGGACCAGCCUGAGUGGCUGAGCACACUGACAGAGAAUAAGCUCACUUUUCAUAAAAAUUUAAGACUACUGUGCAGCCACGGUCUUGUCGAAGCUGACGCGACUACCCCAUUACAGCAUGUGGAGUCACGAGGGUAUAGCGUACACGGCUGCGUUCAUUCAUGGAUGAUUAAUGUGUUAAACCAGGGGCUUGACAUGGGUAUGACCUGGAUAGCAGUCAAAUGUGUAGCGGUGCGUGUGCCUAGGCUAGACGAACAUGAGUUCUGGCUCCUAAUACGGCGACUUAUUGCACAUGCAGACAGAUGUUUGGAGACAAUAGAUAAUAUACAAGUUAAAGAGGAGGCUGCAGAGGCUAUGCAUUCUUUGGGUCUCCUCUACGCGCAUCAAGGCCGGCUCCAAGAGGCAGAGGCGAUGUACGAACGAGCGCUGAAAGGCAAGGAGAAGGCCUUGGGACAAGAACACACAUCGACGCUGAAAACCAUCAACAACCUCGGUGCUCUCUACGCGGAUCAAGACCGGCUCCAAGAGGCAGAGGCGAUGUUUCAACGAGCGCUAGAAGGCAGGGAGAAGGCGCAGGGACGAGAACACACAUCGACGCUGGAUACCAUCAAUAACCUUGGUAACCUCUAUAUGAAUCAAGGCCGGCUCCAAGAGGUAGAGACGAUGUAUAAGCGAGCGCUGGAAGGCUAUGAGAAAGCGUGGGGACGAGGACACAUAUCGACGCUGGAUACCAUCAACAACUUCGGUGCUCUCUACAUGAAUCAGGGCCGGCUCCAAGAGGCAGAGGCGAUGUACGAACGAGCGCUGGAAGGCUACGAGAAAGCGUGGGGACUAGAGCACACAUCGACGCUGGAUACCGUCAACAACCUUGGUAAUCUCUACAUGGAUCAAGGCCGGCUCCAAGAGGCAGAGGCGAUGUAUAAACGAGCGCUGGAAGGCUACGAGAAAGCGUGGGGACUAGAGCACACAUCGGCGCUGGAUACCGUCAACAACCUUGGUAAUCUCUACAUGAAUCAAGGCCGGCUCCAAGAGGCAGAGGCGAUGUACGAACGAGCGCUGGAAGGCUACGAGGCGGCUUAA
Penicillium odoratum is the source of this 2760-nucleotide messenger RNA. Its product is annotated as Disease resistance protein. The record is from RefSeq and is a predicted model, not a curated record. Gene Ontology annotation, cellular component: kinesin complex. Lineage: Eukaryota; Fungi; Ascomycota; Eurotiomycetes; Eurotiales; Aspergillaceae. Gene Ontology annotation, biological process: nucleoside metabolic process. The transcript has 4 exons. The coding region runs from base 1 to 2760 and encodes 919 amino acids. Gene Ontology annotation, molecular function: catalytic activity; protein binding.